AUGAUCUGUCGACAGUGCCGCUCGUCUCUUCUCUCCCGGCUCCCUUCCUCCCGACCUGCAUCGGCCGCAUACUCAUAUUCUCACAUCCCAUCGCGGCAACCGCACCGAUUCUACAGCGCUGCGACACCAGCAGCACCAGCAGCCGAUGCAGCCUCUCCCGCCUCUCCAAAGACAGCUACCAAGGCAGCUCCGAAGAUAGUCAGCAGUGUUCCCGCUGGUACCAAGCUAGCUGGAUUGAACUACGAGAAGAACAAGCAGGAUCCAAUUGCGCUAGAAGACCAUGAAUAUCCAGACUGGCUGUGGACAUUACUGGAUAAGACUGCAAAGAAAUCAGAGACUGGAGCAGGCUCAGUUGAUGUCUCGAAUAUGAACAAGAAGGCUCGCAAGAAGCAUGAGAAGAAGAUGGCUGCGCUAGCUGCUUCUCAACCGCGUGCUAUCCCCGUCCACGAACAGGCUACUGACAUCACGCCCGCCGAGUACAAUGCCGCUACUACUGGAGAGGCGGCGACUGAUAACCUGGAGACAGCUACUGCUGGACUCGAAGCUCGAAGCGAAAUCACCAAAUCUGCUCGUAAUGCAAGACGGAAAGCCAUUAAGGAAUCUAACUUCUUGCGUGGCUUGUAG
Messenger RNA from Trichophyton benhamiae CBS 112371, 624 nucleotides. RefSeq lists its product as uncharacterized. Gene Ontology annotation, cellular component: mitochondrial large ribosomal subunit. Bases 1 to 624 code for a protein of 207 amino acids. Gene Ontology annotation, molecular function: structural constituent of ribosome. The record is from RefSeq and is a predicted model, not a curated record. Lineage: Eukaryota; Fungi; Ascomycota; Eurotiomycetes; Onygenales; Arthrodermataceae. The transcript is spliced from 2 exons.